CACUGCAUAAACAGGAUAACUAGGCGGAGUGAUGUGCAGUCGAAGAAGAGUCGGCGUUGGUGAAGGUUGCAAGUGGCAAAGUAGUAGUGGUGGAACACUUCGGCACGUCGCACAUUUGCCAUUUCUCUCCCAGUCUCCUCAAUGGCAUUAGAAGGUAAACGGAUAACGGCGUCCCAGGCUAUAUCGGAAUCUGGAUCACUCUCCGUCAACCCCAACAAUAAUAAUAACAACAACAAUAACAACAAAGACAGCGAAGGCACCGACAGCACGAAUACAUCGUCGUCCACCACGGAAACCAGUGGGGCUGAAACGCAGACCAUCGGGAACGGCCCGGGAAUCAACACGUCCAGCAGCAGCGGUAACAAUGGCAAAUGGGUCCGACUCAACGUCGGUGGCACAGUGUUCCUCACAACGCGACAGACACUGCUCAAAGAGCAGACUUCAUUCCUCUACCGCCUGUGCCAGCAGCAAGACUUGCAUUCGGACACGGAUGAGUCGGGUGCCUAUGUGAUCGACCGAGACCCCACCUACUUUGGGCCCAUCCUCAACUACCUGCGGCACGGCAAGCUGGUCUACAACAAGGAGCUGGCGGAAGAAGGGGUCCUGGAAGAGGCAGAGUUCUACAACAUUACGCCGCUCAUCAAACUCAUCAAAGAGAGGAUCCUGGAACGCGACAGCAAGACGACCCAGCAGCAGGUGCCUCCUAAGCAUGUCUACCGGGUGCUGCAGUGCCAGGAGGAGGAGCUGACCCAGAUGGUGUCCACCAUGUCCGACGGCUGGAAGUUUGAGCAGGUCAGCGUUCGAGCCUGCCGAAAGCCCCGCCCCGGACUGCUCUGGACUAUGGUAAAUAUCGGUUCGUCGUAUAGCUAUGGGACGGAAGACCAGGCUGAGUUCCUGUGCGUGGUGUCCAAAGAGCUGCACACGCCAGGGGGAGGACUGGGCACUGAGCAGGGCCACAAGACCAAGCCAUCGGAGGCACAGGAGGAGGACACUGCCAGAAAACAGGAGCAGGAGGAGGAGGAGGAGGAGCAGGAGCAGGAGGAGGGGCAGAGAAAUGCCCGCCCCCAUGAGUGGAUUAGGGACUAGCAGAGACACGCCCCUAGAGCACUCACGCACCCCCCCACACAAGCACAGAUGGCUUUUUCAGAUUCACGGAUCCCGGAUGUAAAAAGGCAGACAGGCAUUUCUUUAUUUAUUUUUGUUUGUCUGUCUGUUUUUUUCCUUUUUCAAGACUUCUCCUCGUUUGUCUGCAGAUGUUUCAUAGCUGUAGUGAUGUAUUACAGCUCUAGUUCAGGUUCUUGUAUAUCGAGACAUCAGUUACAAAAUCUGUAUAAAGAUCCAUUUGAAGACUUAGUUAAAAGAAAAAAAGAGUAUUUGACCUCUAGAAAUAUGAACCAAAAAGGAAAAAAAAAGUCAAAACGUUAUAUUGGUUCAUAUGAGGGAAGAAACGAAUGUAGAUUUUGCCGGAAGAGGCAAGCACAUCUUAGUAACACGUCUUCCACCAAAGAGAGGGGGAGUACCCAGUCUGAUUGGCAGCUAGCACUGUAAGAGGGAGGAGAGAGAGAGGAGAAAGAGAGGAGAAUGAGAAAGAAAACUGCAGUACAGAGAACACGUAUAAUGUUGACGAGAGAGAGAGAGAGAGAGAGAGAGACUACUGCUGUAGCUGGAGAGACUGAGGGAGAGAGAUAUGGAGGAAGAGCAGGAGCGGGAGAUGCAGAGAGGGAGAGAGAUGCAGAGGGAGAGAGAGAGCACAGAAAGACAGCUCCAGGCCAAAACUCCGCAGCCGGUUAGAUGAACACAGUGAGAGGUGUUUGUGUGACGUCAGCACAAGUGUAGUGGGCGCCCAGAGCUCACUGCUGCACACCAGAAGACCUUUGGCAGCACACCACUCAAGUCCCUGGAGACUAGAGGUUUAUACCAUGUUACACUUUCAGCACAGCACCCAAGUCCCUGAAGACUAGGUUUAUACCAUGUUACACUCGCAGCACACCACCCAAGUCCCUGAAGACUAGGUUUAUACCAUUUUACAUUUGCAGUACACCACCCAGACCCUGAAAACUAGGUUUAUAUCAAGUUACUACAUUCGCAGCACAUCACCCAAGAUCCUGAAGACUAGGUUUAUAUUAAAUUACUUCGCAGCACAGGCACUCAAGGCAUUUCAGCACAAGCAUCUCCCGCAUGAUACAAACUCUAGUGUCAGUGUGCACCUGAAGACCAUAUUUAUACUAUGUUACAUUUGCAGCACAGGCACUCAAGGCAUUUCAGCACAAGCAUCUCCGCAUGAUACUCUACAGUGUCAGUGUGCACCUGAAGACCAUAUUUAUACUGUUACAUUUGCAGCACAGGCACUCAAGGCAUUUCAGCACAAGUAUCUCCGCAUGAUAAAAACUCCAUAAUGGCUCCAUAUCAACACACUCAGGUAGUCACACAGGCUUUGUCACAAACGUCACCCCUCAACAAUCCCAUUAUGACACAAACAACAACUCUGUCAGACUACGUAAAGGACAAUGUCGUACAUACUGUAACUCCAUGUUUGUCACAUUGUGUCAGUGCAAUUGGAAUUGGGUCAAACUGGAUGUCCGGGCAAGAAAUAACCUUGUUAUUUGUGAGUUUUAUUUAGGUUUUUGGUUUUUUUUAAAGUCAUUUUUGUUUUUAUUGAUUUGGAUCUUUCCAAAAAUGCGACCAAUCUCACAUGUUUGUUUUCUCUAUUAUUAUUGAUUUGAGUUGCUUCUGGAAAGUAUGCCACGUCUCCUCCAACUGUCAUGCUUUAUCAUCGACAUGGUGUCCCAGGGGUCUCCAAGGACUGUACAUUGCAGUAGCUACCAUAGAAACCACAAGUCUAUUAGGUACCUUACUAAUUUCAGUUGACAACGACAACAACAGCAUGCAGACUGCCUAAUGACAUGUCUGUAAGCGUAAUCGGGGGCAUCGAUCACCUGCGUGUCCAGCAGGGGUCCUCGUUAGCUGGCAUGCGGAUUGGGAGGGUAUGGGGCGUCAGGGCCGGAUUAUGGAGGGUCUGGGCCUCGGGGCCAGGAUUUUGCAAAGGGCCCCCAGUGGCCCAGUUGUACUGAUUGCCAUCCCUAUCCCACCCCGCCCAAUUUUUAUCACCCUUUUCUUUCGGUUCUCUUCAGAUACGCCCUAUAACCGGGUGAGUCGUUAUAAGAUCCUAGAGAAUAGAGGCCCUCCAGUUGGCACCGGCACCAGCAUCGGCAAUGAGUCCCCCUUGGGCCCCUGGGCGCCAGCCCCACUGGCCCGGUCUGUAAUACGGCCCUGUAUGGCAUGUAUUCGCCAUGCUCCUGAUUUUGACACCCCAUUAGCGGCUCCAUGUGUGAGCUCCCUGUGAAUAUGAUUUGGGGCAUCGAUCACAGUCCUGGUCCGUCAGUGUGCCCGGCAGGAGUCCUAAUUGGUGGCACGGGCAGGCGGGCGCUGUGAGGCUGUGAGGCUGCAGGCGAGCAGGUUGUCGAGCCCUGAUAUUAUUGGGAACACAGUUAGGGCUGAUAUCAAAUAGGUUUUGAUGUGUCAAUUCAGAUUUAGAAUCUAAGCCUCUUCUAGUUGGUGCUGCUUUUUAAGUGUUCAAUUAGCACUACAACAUUUGCUGUGUACUACCUUCCAUAGAAACACACACUCAUUUGUUAGUAGCUCAGAAACAACAGUCUUUAAAAAGUUAGUAUUUACAGUACACAAACGUUGACAACAAUGACAUCAAAAAGUGGAUCCUUGAUAACACGCCGCCUGUGCCCAUGGGCCUGAUCCACCUGCUGGCUCUUGAUUGAUGGUGGAUUGGUUGACAACGCCCUGUGUGUCUGGCACUGCGGGGGUCCUGAAGAGUAUUUAGGCGGCCAUUUUGGCAAGCCCUUCGUUUGACAGCCCCCCCCCCCCCACACACACACACACACACACAUACACACACACACACACACACUGCCAGCUCCAUCUGUGUCAGCACCCUGAAGGCACCCCACUGAUUGUGCAUGCAGGCAGCUGUUGCUGUGCCCAGGGCCUACUGGCAGCUUUGGCCUGGCCCAUCUGGCCAUCUGAAAGGCCCAUCCACCCAAUACAUACAAUGUAAUGAGGACCCAAUUCCUGGGCCCGGGACAACUAAGCCCUUCGCCCCCCUGCUGUUGGCUUCCCUGUCCCUGGCUGUACCACCAUGCCAGCCAAAAGGUCCUGUGGCACCCAGUCACUCCCUCACAAGUCCCUCCAUGCAUGCAUGCUGCCUGGUGGCCAGAUGAGGAAGCUUUUACAGCAGCGGUUGGCAAACUCAGCCCAGGGUCCACAUGCGGCCCGCUGAACAAUUUCAGCCAGCCCAUGCAGCCUUUACAAGAAAGACGACAAUUUUUUAAAUCCAAAGCAUUACUCUCACCGAUCAUUCUCAAAAUGGCUUGGGUCUUGGGGGUUUGGGAUGUAUCACGCCUACAUCUAAAUAUUACGAUGUGCAGGAGUGAAAUAGCCAACAAAUUAUGUCCACGUACAUCGCUUAUAGUGGGGAAAAAUAAGUGUACAUUAUUUCUUGUUUAUACAGGGAAGCUGCCUGUUGUGAAGGAGUGAAAUAGUUGGCAAAUUUGAUGGGCUGCCACGUCAUGUGGAAGACUAAGGAUAUACUGUGGAUACGGUAGCAUGGGUAGAACAGAAGCCAUGUUGUCUUGUAGACUGAAUAGCAUGGCGUACGAGAGAGGUAGGCCUAGCCUGGUGAAAUAAAACCAGCCCAUCGUACUGCUUAAUGGGGGGGUAUACUAAGAAGUGAGAACAUGAUUAAGUGAUGUACAGUAGCAUGAGAGACUGCUGGCAGUGUGGAGCACAGAUAUUUAUAUUCAUUUUUUAUUUUAUUGUUAUUAUUUUAUUUUUGUUAUUUUAUUUUUGUAUUUGGCAGUAUCACAUUUUGUCUGUUGACAUCAAAGAAAUGUAUAUUAUUUUUUUAAGAGGUUGUCAAUCUAUCUAAUUUCUUGGUGUGAUCAAGCGUAUUUGUAAUGCCAUUUUUCUUGUGUGUGCAUUUCAUUCUGUAUUUCAUUGGGCAGUGGCUGUAAGAGCUGAGCUGCCCUGCCUCCGCUGCAAAUCCUGUGCACGGGGGCCAUAAUUCAUUUGUCAUCCCAGCCGGGAGCUGACACUACUGGGUCAAUCAAUUCACAUUAUGCCCCUGCCAUGGAGCCUACAGUACAUAGCCAUCCAUCACUGGCCCUGCCCAAGUUAAACCACAUCAGAUUAAUGGCUAACGCCCAGUUGUGUGUGUGUGUGUGUGUGUGUGUGUGUGUGUGUGUGUGUGUGU
Molecule: messenger RNA, 5263 nt
Organism: Engraulis encrasicolus (European anchovy)
Lineage: Eukaryota; Metazoa; Chordata; Actinopteri; Clupeiformes; Engraulidae
Gene: kctd17
Product: potassium channel tetramerization domain containing 17
Exons: 7
Coding region: 142-1086 (314 amino acids)
Biological process (GO): proteasome-mediated ubiquitin-dependent protein catabolic process; protein homooligomerization
Cellular component (GO): cytoplasm; Cul3-RING ubiquitin ligase complex
Molecular function (GO): cullin family protein binding
Source: RefSeq, a predicted model, not a curated record